Molecule: messenger RNA, 999 nt
Organism: Lolium perenne
Lineage: Eukaryota; Viridiplantae; Streptophyta; Magnoliopsida; Poales; Poaceae
Product: aspartic proteinase nepenthesin-1-like
Cellular component (GO): extracellular region
Source: RefSeq, a predicted model, not a curated record
AUGCAAGAGGAAGAGUCCCAUCGCAAACAUAGGGAGAUUGUCAAGGCAGGCGUUGGUGAGAAUGAGCCGUCCACCGGCUCCGACUCCUUCAACAAGAUCUCCUGCAUCGAAAAGUCUUGCCGGGAUUUCAUCCGCGGCCCCGACAACAUUUGCCGCAGCGCCGGCGACCGGUGCGAGUACACAGAAAGCUUCGGGACCACGCCCUUCCCGGACAUGCUGUUCGGCUGCGGUGGCGAUAUUAGGCUUCCGGGGCUGGCAGUGGCAGGCGCCUCGGGCUUCGCCGGAUUUAGCAGGAGCCCCCUCUCCCUCGUGUCGCAGCUCGACAUCUCCCGGUUCUCCUACUUUAUCGACAACUCCGGAGACGGAAGCUUCCUCAAAUGGAGCAUUGGCCAGGCCGUCGACACCGCGAUGGCUAAGGGCAGCCGCAUCACGCCGCUACUCGUGCCCAACCGGAAGGAACCCUUAGAGCUCCUCACCGACAUCCCGGCGGGAACCUUCGACGUCGGGGCAGACGGCUCCGGUGGGGUGUUCCUGAGCACCACCCUUCCUGUCACCUACCUCGAACAGGCCGCGUACAACGUCCUGAGGCGGGAGCUCGUCAGCGGGAUCAAGGCACAGGUCGUGGCUCCGGCGUUCGCCGCCGACGACCUCACCCGCCUGUGCUUCCUCACGCAAGACUUCGACAAAGCCAAGAUUCCCACGAUCUCGCUGGUGUUCGACGGUUCCGACGCGGCGAUGGAGCUCUCAGUGGAGAACUACUUCUUCAAACUCGCCGACGGGACGACGUGCCUCACCAUCCAGCCGUCGAGGGGCGGGUCCGUCCUCGGGAGCCUGCUGCAGGCGGGCAGGGCCAUGACCUACGACAUCUAUGCCGCUGGUGGCGGCCAGCUGACGUUUGAGAUGGCCACGGCGGGUGCUCCGGCGCAGGUACAGGUGUCGCUCAUGACAAUCAUAGCCACUCUUCUAGUAGCGUGGGUGCUCGGGGACCAAAGCAUAUAA